This is a messenger RNA of Ananas comosus (pineapple), 752 nucleotides long. Its product is annotated as cytochrome c oxidase subunit 6a, mitochondrial-like. Gene Ontology annotation, cellular component: mitochondrial inner membrane. Gene Ontology annotation, molecular function: enzyme regulator activity. The coding region runs from base 17 to 493 and encodes 158 amino acids. NCBI's taxonomy places the organism in Eukaryota, Viridiplantae, Streptophyta, Magnoliopsida, Poales, Bromeliaceae. Gene Ontology annotation, biological process: mitochondrial electron transport, cytochrome c to oxygen. The transcript is spliced from 4 exons. The record is from RefSeq and is a predicted model, not a curated record.
UAAUUCAAAACGUUCAAUGGUUGAAGGGGUUCUUAGUGAAUCUUCAAACUUAGAAAUUCAAGUGGCUUCUGGAGAUUUCGAAAAGAAGUGCGAACAGAGCGCGCGAAAGGAACCCGAACGAAGUCGGAAGAAGCUUCCAGAAGCAGCGACGGCGACGCCAACGGCGAACUCCGCACUCCGAUCGGCAGCCGCGGCGGCGGCGGCGCGCACGAAGCCCUCGGUCGCCUCCGCAGAGCUACGCCGCCUCCCCCCUCGCCGGAGCUUCUCCUCCGCCGCUCACCACGACGACGCAAGUGAGGCGGAGAAAUGGGAGAAGAUCACGUACGCGGGGAUUAUAACGUGCACGAUCCUCACCAUUUAUAACCUUCGAAAGGGUCAUCACCACUACCCGGAUCCUCCUCCGUACCCGUAUCUCCAUAUCCGGAACAAAGAGUUUCCUUGGGGUCCUGAUAGCCUUUUUGAAAGCAUGAAGAAGAAGCAUUCAGACCAUUAACACAGCUCUCUAGGGCUUGUUCUGGAAGAACUUUCUAUGGAACAUUCUACGAUUGAUCGAGUGCCGUUUGUGCAUGUUUGUUGUUUUAGUUCUAAUUCUAAAAGUUUAGUGAACUUUGCUGUUGAGAGAAGUUUGGUGUAUGUAUGAAUUAUGAUACCAGUUGUAAUGACUCUAGUGUUGGAACAUAUAUUAUGUACAAGUGUAUGAAUGAUACUUGUUGAAAUAUGUAUAUAUAUUCUCUGCAUCAUUUUGUGAAUUA